This is a messenger RNA of Spea bombifrons (plains spadefoot toad), 4027 nucleotides long. It is a transcript of the gene SUSD1, whose product is annotated as sushi domain containing 1. Gene Ontology annotation, molecular function: calcium ion binding. Bases 350 to 3547 code for a protein of 1065 amino acids. The record is from RefSeq and is a predicted model, not a curated record. NCBI's taxonomy places the organism in Eukaryota, Metazoa, Chordata, Amphibia, Anura, Pelobatidae. The transcript has 24 exons.
UUUGAAAUGACUCGAUGAUAACAGGGAUAUCCUGCGUGUGGACGACGUUACAUGUGGCUUGUUGAAUUCUCUGGGUUGGAAGUGUCUGGGCCGUGCCAGCCGAUGAAGUUUCACGACUGAAGGAAUGAUUCACAUCGGCUUUCUUUCACAUACUGUGUGUGCUUCAUCCUGCCCUACAUUUGUAUGAAUGAGCUGCCCACAGGAAAAGGGACGUAUCGCAUCUGAUAAAAAUAGGGGCUUUCUGCCCUCGUCUGUUCAUAAAAGUGUUGAGAGGAGAAAGGUGACAUUGCCGAAGAAGCCAAGGAGCCGAGUCCAGAGAGGAGCGAACAGAGGAGACAUUUGAAACACAAUGACAAGUUCUUGGAGAAAGCUGGUCCUUUCGCUCAACAUGUCUCUGUUGUUUCUGUUCUGUGCUCAAGGUGUAGAAGCUACAUCAAUAGAGACGUGUAAAUCGUGCCACGUGAAUGCUACAUGUGUAGAGAAAGAUAACAAAUAUACCUGCAUGUGUAACUUUGGACUGAUUGGAAAUGGGAGGACGCUUUGUUUGGAUAAAGAUGAAUGCCAGAUUGGAGCACAUAGUAUAUGUGGGAAUCAUACUGCCUGCCAUAAUACACACGGAAGCUUCUACUGUAUAUGUCUGAAAGGAUAUCGGCCAUCCAAUAACAAUGAGAAUUUUAUACCCAACGAUGGCACGUUCUGUACAGAUAUUGAUGAAUGUGGUGUAUCAAAUGUAUGUGGACAUAACAGCAAGUGUAAAAAUACCCCAGGAAGUUAUGAGUGUUACUGUGUAGAGGGAUAUCGGCCAAUGAACGGCAUGGAACCUUUUCAAGAAAGUAAUGAAAAAUCCUUUUGCACAGAUGUUGAUGAGUGUAGUGUACCGGACAUCUGUGGACACAACAGCCGUUGUAAAAAUAUUCCUGGGAGCUAUGAGUGUUACUGUGCAGAGGGCUAUAGCGUGAUGAAUGGCACAGAACCCUUUCAGGCAAAUGGAAAUACGUCUUUGUGUCUAGCUGUUGACUGUGGGCCACCACCAGUUACUCCAAAUUCCAUUGUGGACCCAUUCAUGAACAGCACUGCGGGAAGUAUGGUAACAUAUAGGUGUGCGCAAGGAUUCAUCGCUGCCGGAGGUCAGAACACAUCUUUCUGCACAGCCGAAGGAAGGUGGGCUGGAGACUCUCUCAUCUGCAAAGCUGUUGACUGUGGACUGCCAUACACCAUGCCCAACGCUGUGAUUUACUCAUCCCUAAGCACCACAUUUGGAAGUAAAGUGAUGUACAAGUGUGCCAAAGGAUUUGUCUCAGAAGGCGGUAAUGACACUUCAACCUGCACAGAAUCAGGGAGGUGGGAAGGUGCAACGUUGAUGUGCAAAGUUGUAGAUUGCGGACCCCCACCCACCAUCCUACAUGCCUCUUCAAGUUUACAAAAGAACACAACUUAUGGAAGCACACUCAUUUUUCAGUGCUGGAACGGUUAUGUUAUGGAUUCUGGAGACGGCACUGCCACUUGUAAUGAAGAUGGGCGUUGGGUGGGAGCUGACCUCAUUUGCAGAGAAAUACAUUGUGGGAACCCACCUUCAAUUCCCAAUGCUAUAGUUGUUUGGAACGGAACUGCAAACCUGGGGAGUGAGCUGCAGUAUGAAUGUAUGACAGGUUUCCAUGAAAGGGGCAACAGGAAUGUGGCUAAAUGCACCGUCAAUGAAACAUGGGAAAAUAUUAACUUCACAUGCACAGAGGUUGACUGUGGAAUGCCUUCAAUAAUGGAAAAUGCUGAAAUGCUUUGGAACAACCGCUCCACUCUGGGAAGUUUUGUCAACUAUCUGUGCAGGCCUGGAUUCAAAGAGAAUGGGGGGAAGAAUAUCUCUCUCUGCAUGGCAGAUGGUGUUUGGGAAAAACUGAAUCUGACAUGCACAGUGAAAGAAGGCUUAAUAAGCAACAUUUCCAUUUCCAAUGACUCUUGUAUACGAUGGGAAAAGAGCAAUGAAAUAAUGAAUUGGACCGUAUUGUAUAAGUUCAGUAUCUACGGAGUGGAGCAGGAUCAAAGGGAUAUAGUGAGCAUGAUGUCCUUCAACUAUUCUACAGAUUACCAGUCCCCAACUGUGUGUUUAGACCUUCUUCCAGGAAACAACUACAAUGUCACAAUUACAGCCUUUUCAUCUGAUGUCCUACUGACAAAAUUAAGUGUAAAGGUGCAUACAGCUAUGAAAGGAAAGCCUGGAAAUAUCAUGGUAUUCAAUGAAACAUGUUUGCAGUGGACUAAAAGUUCAAGGAAAGCUGGGUUUAGUGAAACAUACACAGUAUUGAUUCGUGGUAAGAUGUGGUCAUCCGGAAACCUGCUUCAGGACAUAAUAUUUAACUUCAGUACAGACAAAAUGAUCCUGGUGCUGUGUCUCGAGCUUCCACCAGCAGCAGAAUAUUUCGUAUAUGUCACAGGGUUAUCCACAGACUUUUCUAGCCACGUUCAUGUCAAUAGCUCAGUAGCUGAAAAUGCAAACUCAACCACACAAUUUAACGAAACUUGUUUGAGUUGGAACAAACGUGCAGAUGGCUUGCGAGAGUUAUACAAACUUCAGCUACAAGGAGGAAGAUGGUAUCCAAUGGAAUUGCUUCCUGAAUUGCCUUUUAACAUAAGCGCAGACCAAAAUAUAUCUUCUGUGUGUUUGGAUCAACCCAGAGACACACAACCCACUGUACAUGUGACGGAAACUCCAAAUAAUCACAACACACAGCUAACUACUGCAUCGUGUGGUGGGGGACACUUUAGAGAGCUGACUGUACUCAAUGAAACAUGCUUGUGUUGGAGGAGACAAUCAAGAACCAAAGAGAUAUACACGCUUGUUAUCAAUGGAUACAGAUGGUACCAGAUGGAUUUCAGACACAGACUUGUGUUUAAUGUUACCACACAAGAGGAGGUCCCUCUACUCUGCUUAGAACUGCACCCAGCCACAAACUACACGGUGACCAUUAUCUCAGUGUUAUACCAACAACACCCUGCCCAGGUCAACAUAACUACCAGCAUAGCAGUGCCCCCACUUCCCAAAGCAAUGUUCAAGGUAGUACAAGGUCAGUUACCACGAGUGAGCUUUCAUCGGGUUGAUGAGAAACACGGACUCAUCAGUUCCUACCAGGUCUUUGUGAUCCAUUUGGUUUCCCUGUGCUCCUUUUCAUGCGAGUCUUUGGAGGCUGUUACAUAUUUCACUAAUAAAUCCAAGACCCUUGGAUACAUCACUGCAGAAUUCUUUCCUCGUGACAUUUCAGACCAUCUGGAGUUCUCAGUUGGGGAUAGAAAAUACUAUGGCGAAUUUUACAACGCUCCUUUAGCAAGAGGGGAAGACUAUUGCAUCAUACUAAGGAUUAUAAGCAAGUGGGACAAGAUGAAAACACAGUCAUGUAUGGUCGUGGCGGAAAUAAGAGAUUUGCCUCCUCCUAGGCAUCACGUGACAGUGGUCUUACUAGCUUCGAUCGCAUUUGUCUGUUUUCUUGCAUUUAUGACAUAUACAAUGACACGAUGCUGCAAAAGAUACGAAUUAGUAAAACGAGUUAAUAUCUAAACCCUCUUCCUUUAUGAACAUUUCUCCACUGCAUGUGGUCCGGUGCAACAUACAUUCAAUUCCACCAUCAGUAUUCCGAAUUCUAAAAAACAGACAAUAUUUCUGAUGUCCAAGCCAUGUCAAGCAAGGCAAUUACAAUAAGAUGCUCGAGUGGCAACAAGAAGGGUUAAAACCAUAUGUGUAUUGUCGUAAAAGCUGUUAACUUAAUUGUAUGUGGAGCCAUCUGUAUGUCUACUCAUUGUGAAAAUACUUAAACUUCUGAUCCCAAACGUCUUUUUUGCACUGUACUAAGUGAAUUACUUUUGGUUGAAGGCUUAUGGGACAUUUUGAAUAGGCCUACUAAUCCAUUUUUUUCACUUUACUUGUAGAUUAAGUAAUGUUUAUUUAUCUGUGCCUUAUUUAUUUUAUUUUAAGAUCCUACGUUGCCAUUGUUUGCUUAUUUCUGUUUCACAAUUAAACAGAUUUUUAUAAAUUUCUAAA